GGGACGCCGGGCUAGGACACCGGGCUCGGGACGCCGGGCGCAGGGAGCGGCGAUGGCUCUGUCCGCGGCCGACCGGGCGGCGGUGCGCGCGCUGUGGAGAAAGAUGGGGAGCAACCUGGGCAUCUACACGACCGAGGCUCUGGAGAGGUCCUUCGCGGUCUUCCCCUCCACCAAGACCUACUUCCAGCACCUGGACCUGAGCCCCGGCUCCGCGCAGGUGAAAUCCCACGGCAAGAAGGUGGCGGACGCGCUGACCGAGGCCGUGGGCAGCUUGGACGAUCUGCCCGGCGCGCUGUCCGCGCUGGGCGACCUGCACGCGCACCGGCUGCGUGUGGACCCCACCAACUUCCAGCUCCUGGGCCACUGCCUGCUGGUCACCCUGGCCCGGCACUACCCCGGCGACUUCGGCCCCGCCAUGCACGCCUCGCUCGACAGGUUCCUGCGCUGCGUGUUCGCGGCGCUGCUCGCGCGCUACCGCUGA
This is a messenger RNA of Sorex fumeus (smoky shrew), 481 nucleotides long. RefSeq names its product hemoglobin subunit theta-1-like. Gene Ontology annotation, biological process: oxygen transport; hydrogen peroxide catabolic process. The transcript is spliced from 3 exons. Bases 53 to 481 code for a protein of 142 amino acids. Lineage: Eukaryota; Metazoa; Chordata; Mammalia; Eulipotyphla; Soricidae. Gene Ontology annotation, molecular function: iron ion binding; peroxidase activity; heme binding. The record is from RefSeq and is a predicted model, not a curated record. Gene Ontology annotation, cellular component: blood microparticle; hemoglobin complex; haptoglobin-hemoglobin complex.